AUGAAUAUAAAAAGAUGGGAUUUGGCAACCAGUAGUGUGAUAAAUGUCUACUUUCUUCAGUAUCCCAUUCAGUUUAGAAUAUUGUUAUUGGUAGUAGCUGCAUUAAUUCCUUCAAUUCAAGUCACGUUUUCAAUGAAGCUUUUCAAUACAUUGUGCAUAUUUCCUGUUAUCACGUCAGUAAUGGCCUAUUCAAGCUCCAACUCAUCUUCAAAUGGUACUUCAAACUCCCUGUCGCUGUAUUCGUCCCAUUCAUCCUCUGUUUUAUCAUCAUUUAUACAGAAGUCAGGAGAGGCUACUUCUAGUGGUGAUGCGCAUUUUAUUAACGUCAAUCACUUUGGCUUGGUAGGUGGCAUGUUAGCAGCCGUGGUCUCGCUGCUUGUAUAG
This is a messenger RNA of Debaryomyces hansenii CBS767, 384 nucleotides long. RefSeq names its product DEHA2G22462p. NCBI's taxonomy places the organism in Eukaryota, Fungi, Ascomycota, Pichiomycetes, Serinales, Debaryomycetaceae. Bases 1 to 384 code for a protein of 127 amino acids. The transcript has a single exon. The record is from RefSeq and is a predicted model, not a curated record.